This is a messenger RNA of Rhinolophus ferrumequinum (greater horseshoe bat), 2956 nucleotides long. RefSeq names its product chaperonin containing TCP1 subunit 6B (gene CCT6B). Gene Ontology annotation, molecular function: ATP binding; ATP-dependent protein folding chaperone; ATP hydrolysis activity. Gene Ontology annotation, cellular component: chaperonin-containing T-complex. Lineage: Eukaryota; Metazoa; Chordata; Mammalia; Chiroptera; Rhinolophidae. Gene Ontology annotation, biological process: protein folding. The transcript has 14 exons. The record is from RefSeq and is a predicted model, not a curated record. The coding region runs from base 270 to 1994 and encodes 574 amino acids.
AUGUAUACAAAAUGUGCAUAUUCAUAAAUGUACCUUUUGGGGGUGGGGGGAGAGAAGGUCUACGAUUUUCAUGAAAUUAACAAAGGGCUCUAUAACACCCAGAAGUUUAAGAACCACAGCGGUGAAGUAUGUGAAAGUAUGGCAGGCCCAUAAGAGGGGCUCAGAACAAACGAGUUUUCAACACCAGAAGAACGAUGUAUAAAGCACCCCUCAAAACCCACAGUAAAAGGAGCCAAUUUCAGAGCACCUAGCAGCGUUCUACCCUCCGCAUGGGGGGAGGCCCAGGAAGCACCUGGGACGCGAGGAGGAACAAGGCUGCUUUGAGGAAACCAAUCUGUCCCACAGUCCCCAACGGCCGCUGCUCAGCAUUUCAUCAAAAGGAGUCGAGAAAGAAAUCACUGAGGCCUGAACGCAGCCCCGGCCGCCACGGGCCAGUGAGCUGCACCGGAUCGGGAAGUGAAAGCCCCUGCAGCCGCUUUUCCUGGAGGGCCUUCCUGCGAUGCGUUCGGGACAGUGGGCAGGGGCUACUAGCCAGGCUUGUUUCUGGUGCAGGUGACAUCAAACUCACCAAAGAUGGCAAUGUGCUGCUACACGAGAUGCAAAUUCAACACCCAACAGCUUCCUUGAUAGCAAAAGUAGCAACAGCCCAGGAUGACAUUACAGGAGAUGGUACUACCUCGAAUGUUCUAAUUAUUGGGGAGUUACUAAAACAAGCUGAUCUUUACAUUUCUGAGGGUCUGCACCCUAGAAUAAUAGCCGAAGGAUUUGAAGCUGCAAAGAAAAAAGCACUUGAAGUUUUAGAAGAGGUUAAAAUUAAAAAAGAGAUGAAGAGAGAAAUCCUGUUAGAUGUGGCUAGAACAUCUCUACAAACUAAAGUGCAUGCUAAACUGGCUGAUGUGUUAACAGAGGCUGUGGUGGAUUCUGUUUUGGCUAUUAGAAGACCAGGUUAUCCUAUUGACCUCUUCAUGGUAGAAAUCAUGGAGAUGAAGCAUAAAUCAGAAACAGAUACAAAGUUGAUCAGAGGAUUAGUUCUGGAUCAUGGCGCGCGUCAUCCUGGUAUGAAGAAGCGAGUAGAAGAUGCAUUUAUCGUUACUUGCAAUGUAUCACUAGAAUAUGAAAAAACAGAGGUGAGCUCUGGUUUCUUUUAUAAGACUGCAGAAGAAAAAGAGAACUUGGUAAAAGCUGAAAGAAAAUUUAUUGAAGAUAGAGUACAAAAAAUAAUAGACCUGAAAGACAAAGUCUGUUCUCUGUCCAACAAAGGAUUUGUUGUCAUUAAUCAAAAGGGAAUUGAUCCAUUUUCCUUAGAUAUGCUUGCAAAACAUGGCAUAGUAGCUCUUCGCAGAGCAAAAAGAAGAAAUAUGGAAAGACUCUCUCUUGCUUGUGGUGGAAUGGCUGUGAAUUCUCUUGAAGACCUCAGUGUAGAUUGCUUGGGACAUGCUGGUCUUGUAUAUGAGUAUACAUUAGGUGAAAAAAAAUUCACUUUUAUUGAGAACUGUGUUAACCCUCUGUCUGUCACCUUGUUGGUUAAGGGACCAAAUAACCAUACUCUCACACAAGUCAAGGACGCUGUAAGGGAUGGACUUCGGGCCGUCAAAAAUGCCAUCGAAGAUGGUUGUGUGGUUCCAGGAGCAGGUGCAGUUGAAGUGGCAAUAGCUGAAGCUCUUGUUGCGUACAAGCACAGUGUGAAAGGAAGAGCUCGUCUUGGAGUCCAAGCUUUUGCUGAUGCCUUACUCAUUAUUCCAAAGGUACUUGCUCAGAAUUCUGGUUAUGACCUGCAGGAAACACUAGUAAAAGUUCAAGCUGAGCAUUCAGAAUCAAAACAAAUUGUUGGCAUAGAUUUGAAUACAGGUGAGCCAAUGGUAGCAGCAGAUGCAGGAAUUUGGGAUAAUUAUUGUGUGAAAAAACAACUUCUUCAUUCUUGCACAGUGAUUGCUACGAACCUUCUCCUAGUUGAUGAAAUCAUGCGAGCCGGUAUGUCUUCUCUCAAAGGGUGACUGAGUUCAAAAUCAACUCUUCUAGAAGCUGAAAUUUAGCACAUCUUACAUCCAACUACCAUUGUAUAGCUCGAACCAUUCUUAAGUUUUACACAAUAAAUGCAUUUUUUAUUUCCUGGUCUUAGCAGUUUCAAAAAUAUUUCAUUAAGGUAUAAAGAACACAAGAAAUAUUUUUGCAAUAAAUGGAAAUAUUUUCCCCUAAGAGUUCUAAUUUCCCACCCUUUAUUAUAUGUGUGAUAUUAUGAUAUAAUAAGCAAUAUAUAUUGGUCUUCAUCCCCAGUUCCUGGCACAAGUACUUCUAAAAUCUUUGUAAUUUCCUGAGUAACGGGUGAUAGGAAAAUUUUUUGUUGUAAUUUUUUGUCUUAGUUCUCAGUUCCAGACAUAAGAGUUUCUAAGACCUUUGGAAGCUCUGUAAUUAAUAAGAAUGUCUUUUUGUAUGCUAAUGAGGUGACUCUUGAUGGGGCCCCUGGAUAGCUUCAGGAUGGGGGCUGAAACUUUCAGCCUCCCCACAUUCCCCAACCCUGCAGGGAAGGGAGAGGGACUGGAGAUUGAGUUACUAAUCAAUCAUGCCGAUAUGAUUGAAACCUCCAUAAAAAUCCCCAAACUAUGGGGUUCAGAGAGCUUUCAGGUUGGUGAACAUAUCCAUGUGCCAGGAGGGUGGUGUACUCCAACUUGGGGACAGAAGCUUCUGUGCUCAGGACCCUUCUGGACCUCUUCCUAUGUACCCCUUCAUCUGGCUGUUCACCUAUAUCUUUUAUAAUAAAGGAUAAACUGGUUAACAUAAAUUAAAUGUUUCCCUGAGUCCUGUGAGCUAUUAUAGCAAAUUAUCGAACAUGAGGGAGGGGGUCAUGGGAACCCCUAUUUGUAGCCAAGUUGGAAAGAAGUGUGGGUAACGUGGGGACCCACUACUUUCAGUGGUUGUCUGAAGUAGGGGGCAGUCUUAGGGGGCUGAGCCUUUAAUC